AUGGCCAGCGCAAUCAAGACAGCCGCUCAGUCAGUCUUCGCUGCGGCGACUGAGACCGCCAAGAUCGCCGACUUGCAGAAAGACAUACAGGACCCCUCAAAAAGGCCAGCCAAAAGCCUGACCACGGACCAUGGCGUUUUCGUGUCGGACACCGAUAAUUGGCUGAAGGCGCAAACGAAGGCUCACGUAGGGCCAUCCCUCUUGGAGGAUCAAAUCGGUCGCGAGAAGAUCCAUCGCUUCGACCAUGAGCGUAUACCAGAGCGUGUCGUUCACGCCCGAGGCGCCGCCGCACAUGGAUACUUCAAGGUUUUCGACAGCAGCGCCUCGAAGUAUACCUAUGCACCGGUGCUCACCGACUCUUCGCGUACAACCCCAGUCUUCCUGCGCUUCAGUACUGUCCAGGGCUCUCGUGGAAGUGCGGAUACCGUGCGGGACGUCAGAGGAUUCGCCGUCAAGUUCUAUACGCAAGAGGGUAACUGGGACAUCGUCGGCAACGACAUACCUGUGUUCUUCAUCCAAGACGCUAUCAAGUUUCCUGACUUCGUGCAUGCCGUGAAGCCGGAGCCACACAACGAAGUACCCCAGGGUCAGAGCGCCCAUAACAAUUUCUGGGACUACGUCGGACUUCAACCGGAAGCCACGCAUAUGGUGAUGUGGGCAAUGUCCGACAGAGGUAUCCCGCGCUCGUAUCGUAUGGUGCAAGGGUUCGGAGUAAACACAUACACUCUGGUGAACGCUGAGGGAAAGCGACACUUCGUGAAGUUUCAUUUCAUGCCCGAGCUCGGCGUAUGCAGCCUGGUGUGGGACGAGGCACUCAAGUUGUGCGGCCAAGAUCCCGACUUCCACCGCAAGGACUUAAAUGAGGCGAUCGAUACUGGGGCGUACCCGAAGUGGACGUUCGGCAUCCAAGUCAUUCCCGAGUCCGCCGAGCACGACUUCGACUUCGACAUCCUUGACGCGACUAAGAUUUGGCCUGAGGAGCUUGUCCCCAUACAGGUCAUCGGCGAGCUCGUGCUCAAUCGCACCGUCGACGAGUACUUCACCGAAACGGAGCAGGUUGCGUUCUGCACUUCGCACGUCAUCCCUGGGAUCGGCUUGAGCGACGAUCCGCUGCUGCAGGGAAGGAACUUCUCGUACUUCGACACGCAGAUUACGAGGCUCGGGAUCAACUGGCAGGAGCUCCCGAUCAACCGCCCCGUUUGCCCCGUUCUGAACCAUCAGCGAGACGGCGCUAUGCGACACAAGAUCACACAAGGCAGCAUCAACUACUGGCCGAACCGGGCGAGUGUCGGAGGACCGGUGCCAGUGCAGGAAGGUGGUUAUUAUGAUUACCCACAGAAGGUCGAGGGUGUCAAGCAGCGAUACCGCGGCGAGAAGUUCAAGGAGCACUACAACCAGGCGCAGCUUUUCUACAACUCGUUGACCGAGUACGAGAAGGCGCACCUGGUCUCCGCCAUCUCCUUCGAGCUCAGUCACUGCGACGACCCCGUCGUGUACGAGACUUACAUGAAGGUUCUGAAUAACGUCGACUUCGAGCUGACGAAGCAGGUCGCUGAGAAGGUCGGCGGCGUCAUACCGAGCGAGCCAGGCCGUCCAAACCACGGGAAGAAGAGCGCGGCCUUGUCGCAGCUGUACUACAAGCCGAAGGAGCCCACGAUCAAGAGUCGCCGUAUCGCCAUCCUGCUCGCCGACGGAUACAACCUCGCGGAGGUGGAGGGCCUUCGCGCGGCGAUCAAGGCGGGGUCGGCGACGAGCUGGGUGAUCGGGCCGCGGAGGGGCAGGGUGUAUCCGAAGGGCCAGAAGGGAGGCGACGUCGGGGUGUGGGCUGAUCAUCACUUCGAGGGGCAGCGCAGCACGAUGUUCGACGCUGUCGUCGUGCCCAGCGGAGAACACGUCGCGACGCUGGUGAAGAUGGGGCGCGCCAUCCACUGGGUCCGCGAGGCGUUCGGGCACUGCAAGACGAUUGGGGCGCUGGGUGAAGGUGUCAAAUUCGUGCACGAUGCGUUGAACGUCCCGCAGCUGAAGUUUUCCCAUGACCUGCUCAGCAACGACGUCGUUGUGUCCUACGGUGUAGUCACGGCGGGGAACUACGACGCCGGCUCGGUUGCGGCCGACGUGUUGAAGAUCAGGCAGGACGCGAAGGGCUUCGUCUCGAGCUUUGCGCUGGAGGUGAGCAAGCAUAGGUGCUACGAGCGGGAGCUGGAUGGUUUGGUCGAGUUGGUCGCGUACUGA
This is a messenger RNA of Fomitopsis serialis, 2232 nucleotides long. RefSeq names its product catalase. Lineage: Eukaryota; Fungi; Basidiomycota; Agaricomycetes; Polyporales; Fomitopsidaceae. The record is from RefSeq and is a predicted model, not a curated record. Gene Ontology annotation, biological process: hydrogen peroxide catabolic process; response to oxidative stress. Gene Ontology annotation, molecular function: catalase activity; heme binding. The coding region runs from base 1 to 2232 and encodes 743 amino acids. The transcript has 9 exons. Gene Ontology annotation, cellular component: cytosol.